GGUACCAUUGAUGGGAUUCUCUCCAGCUUGAUUCAUGCAGCCGCCAGCUACCCAAAUCAUGCAGCAAAGAUGGCGGGUGGAUUUGCCCGACGUCUGGCGAGGUUGUUACUAGCCUACGCGAGCUCAGCACGAUGGGCGCGUACCGAGAAUGGCCUCCUUGGUGGCAGUGGUGAGAGUGGCGGUGGAAUGCCUCGAACUCGGGAGUUGGCAGAGUUGGCAGAAUCCAUGCACGAAUUUGCUCCACUGGCGGCAGAGUGUACAUUGCCUCUUCCUUUCUUGGAUCUUCAGUCUUCAUCCAUCGCUCCUCUGCCCAAUGCGUCCUCGAAACACAGUAGUCCUAUCUCCUCUCUCCAACCCUUUAUUCAGCGGCUAAGAAAUCCUUCCAAUCCUGAGGAGGUCGUCACUAUCAUCUCCGAUCUUGAUGUCCUUACCUCAAGAAAGGUGGAAUUCCUUGUCCACUUUCAAUCAGAACUGGAGGAUCUUAUUAUUCGUGGGGCCAGUCGGCAUGGCAGCAGCAGCAGCAGCAGCAGCAGCAGCAGCUCCGCGUUGGCAACUGAGCUCUCAAUCUAUCCUCAGUUGCUGAAUCUCCUCUUCCGCCUCCUUCGCCAUAGUCCUCAGUUAGCCCACGGCGUCCUUCCUCGGGUCUAUUUGCCUUGUUUGGAGGGUUAUGGCGCCUCCGCUGCUCUAGACCAUCUCCAUGAGGCUUGUCUUCUGUCUCCUCAUCUUGCUCCUCUCUUGCUCCACACUGCAGCAAGCAGAUUGAUAGAUACAGAGGGCGCUCCGCCUCCUGCCGUUAUUGUUAACGCAGUGAGUAUUACGCUGCAUCGACUCUCCUUGGAAGGUAUUUACGACUCCUGCAUUGAGCAUGCUGCGUCGGGUGUGUGGAGUACUACGACUGGGCCAAAAUUUUCUUUGAAGCAGUGA
This is a messenger RNA of Hydatigera taeniaeformis, 924 nucleotides long. Lineage: Eukaryota; Metazoa; Platyhelminthes; Cestoda; Cyclophyllidea; Taeniidae. The record is from the annotation of a GenBank genome assembly.